AUACACACAAACAUUUAACAGUAUAAAACUGAAUUAUAACGCGUGUGCUUGAAUUGUGUAGACAAAUUAUUUUAUUUUAAAAACUCAACAUUUUAUCAGCAAAAUCUGCUGCUCUGUACAGCCUACGUCAAGCUUGCUUGGUCGUUAGCUAUGUCUGUGACACGUAUGGUCUCCCCUACAGCGGCGGCGAGCGUGCCUUUUGAUUACACUGUAGUCGGCUCGCUAGACAGGUCAGGGCGGUUUGAGGUGAGACACCAGCAUGACAAUUCGCGUCAGGUACAACAAAAGACAUCGGAACAAAAUGUAGCCUCCAAUAAUGAUCUGAUCCAUGGUCAGACUAUGAAUCUACAGGCUGUGAUUAAUGGGAACGGAAAUGAACACGUGUAUAUGACGAGGUUACUAGGGGACACCAAUCCUAUCCAAUGGCAAACGGCGAUGAAAAAACUUCUAAAGACGUAUAUUGUGGAGACCACCGCGAAACAAGCAGUUUCCUUUUUGUUGGAUAACGUGGACACAGCAAUUAGAGCAUUAAAAGAUCCAGAACAUUCACCUGGAUAUCCCGCUCUGUGUAUUGAAACCAAACGGAUGCCCGCCAUCUUGGAUCUAGACUGCUGGAAAUUCAUUCUGAUUGGAUUAAAUUUUGAAAUAACUGAACCGGAAGGAAAUCACAGACUCGAUUACAUGGAAGUCCAAGUGACAGAAAAAGUAACAAUGUCGUCUCUGCUUGGAUUACGCAUCAUGUUGGACAGUUUAUUAGAGCUUGACUGGAACAACUUUCGUAUGAUGUUAUAUUUGGAAGACCAGGAAGGAUAUAAUCUCCUUUGCGUUUUACAAGAUGUGUUGAGAAUGACCAGUACGAUUAAGAAGAUGGACUUCGUCAAACAGCUCUUUGAGCGAUAUCGAGAGUCGAUGGAAAGCAUUGGCUUUCAUAAACACAGAAUUGACAGAAAGACCGUUGACAUCAUGUGGGACAAGCCGUCCACCGACCAGCUCUAUCUCUGUGAAGUGGUGCUUUUUGGUCUUUACCAUCACGGAAAAGGGCUAGAGACGUUCGUUUGACAAAACAACAAAUUGGUAAAAUGUUGAAGAAGAAUUCUAAAAACUAGCAAGUCUACCACUGAGUACCGCUUGAAAUUAAGACUUGUAGAUACGUCCCGGGACCCCGAUCUACCGAAGACUUUAAGUUGCGCAAAGCAGUAGUUUUGGCUUGUGAAGUUGAGGAGACGGAUCUGGAGACUACAUUUUGUAGCAGAGAACGCGAUAGAGACGUAUCAAAGCUAGAUACACGAGUAUCUGUCGUGAUCGUUGCUGGAUAUUACUGUAUGAUCUGCCAAACAUUUGGAGAUUAAAUAGGUUGUGAGAAAAUGUGACAAAGUAUGCCAGGAAGAUCAGAGACUGAAGACGUAACGUGAUUGCAGACAUUUAUCCCCCCCCCCCCCGCCCCGAAUGCACCAUUCUUUGAUUAUUUUCUUGAGAAAGGUCUAACGAUAUUUGUGUGAGUAACUAACGGAACGCACACACAGUAACAGCAAUUACUGACUGCAGCCAAAAGCCUAAUCCACAGUAGCUGGAAGUUCACCGAAUCACUGACAUUCAGUCCCGUAUUACAUCUAUGUAUUUUAUACACUACAGUUGUAGUAAAUAAAAUUUGGUCUCUCA
This is a messenger RNA of Gigantopelta aegis, 1659 nucleotides long. RefSeq lists its product as uncharacterized. The record is from RefSeq and is a predicted model, not a curated record. The coding region runs from base 151 to 1059 and encodes 302 amino acids. The transcript is spliced from 5 exons. Lineage: Eukaryota; Metazoa; Mollusca; Gastropoda; Neomphalida; Peltospiridae.